AUUCGAAUGGCUUGUGACGUCUUCUUGGUGGGAGCUCGACUUUUCUGAGUGCUGUAAAGUAUGUACUUUGUUGAUUUUCUACCCCUGAUCGCGGAAACGUUUGAAAAACUAUGAAAAUUGUCUUCGAGAAAAAUUUAUUCGAUUGAUUCUAUGCGUAUUUCUUAUUGGCAGACACUGGCUUGGCACCUGUUGUAUGGUACUGCUCGUGCGUUUGUAUCUAAAUUUCAUACUUAAGCACCUACGUAAACAUUAAAAAUUCAUAAAAACAUAGUCAUCCAUCAGUCGUCAGGUGAUUCACAAAACUUUAAACACAAUCUGCUUAUUGUUCAGCGAUUUAUUCACGUAAAUAAAAAAUGAACGUAGCUAAAAAAUUAUUUUGAACGAUUUUGUUUCGCAUAAGUAUUUCGUAUGAUUUUCAAAGUAUUAGUGAUAAAGAAAGGACGAACUUUAUGGUUAAUGAUCAUCAAUGCAGAGUAUUCAUUCAACUAUGAAGUCCUUACGAAGUGUAUUCGUCAUUUUAACGAUUUUUUUAUUCAUCGAAGAAACAAUCUCAAUGACAGAAGUUUUCUUACCCAGAGAUGGUAUCAAAGAUCCAUUGGCUGUAAUAUAUAAGGGAGAGACGUUGUCGUGGGAACUCGCUAUUCCUCAUGCCACAGACAAUGUUAAUCUGGCAGGUUAUUAUUACGAAGACGACCACGAGAAAACCGGACGAAGAGAUUACUUCUAUAUCGCAUGUGCUGCCUCUCGCGAUGAGGAUAAGGAGAAGGAUGUAGAAAAAAGGUGGAGAGCAACUGACGAGUCUUUCAAAGAAAGCAUCGUGUUUAGAAUUGAAGAUUACGAAAGCGCAAAUGUAGAGUGCACUGAAAAGUCAACUCCUUCGAUCCAAAAAUUAAAACUAACAGAUAGUAUGAAUAAUCCAAUGUACUGCGGAAAACCCGACGCAGAGCUUUAUGAAGUUGGAUUUCCGGUAUUGGUGAGCGAUGAAAGCGGUGUAGGCCCGAUUGCUAAAUUCAUGUCUCUUUACAAAAUAUGCCAUUCCAAAGCGGAAGGCGCAGGAACACUAUACACAAUUCACCAAAUAGUAUCGCCAGAUUUACUGCUACUGGAAAAGAGAACAUGGUCUCAACCUUUAAUAUCGCGGGCGAUUAAGUCUUACUUGGAUGAAGACCUUCGUAGUGUAAACAAUUUCUACGCCGAUACCCACAUUUACCGAUUCGUUGGGCCAUACUUUAUGCCAACGAGGAUUUGGGAACGGACAACGAUGUUUCCUUUUAAUUUCACACCCGUUGAACACUACAGCAUAUUCAAGGGAUUACUUAGAUUUGACAAGUUCAUUCAAUUAUUCAGCAAGACAAACAAAAUUCCUUUGACAGUGUAUUCAGGUACGUAUGAAAAAACAGUCGCGAUCCCUUACACUGAGUGGUGUGGCUUGAAGAAAUGUUCCGAAGAUGUGUCAAUCGGAUUGUUUUGGAGGAUACUUGUCGACUCUAGAGACUAUGCUAUCGUCAUAGUAACCCAACUUACGCAGAUCGACUGCGAUUUCACUGAAAACAUGUUAUGUCAAGAUGACAAAACCCGUUUCAUGUUGGAGUAUUAUGGAAAAGGUGGAAAAGGUGGUUGUAUGUACAAGUGCCCUGCGACAGACAGGAUGAUUGAAGAAUUAGGCUUACCAGCGACUGAAUUAGGAUUGAAGCACAAAGGAGUUUUAUCUUUACGUGUACCAAAGAUGAAACCGAAAAACCAAGGAACUGGAGGUGCAUCAGAUGCAGGGGCACAAUCUCACACUGAAUAUGUUGAUGUCAGUGCUUUCAUGGGAGAUAGUGCAGCUUUCGCCGCUGCUGUGAUAGCUGUUGACGGAUUUGGAGGUCUUGCAUCAAUUAUGGAUAUGGAUUCAGGUGAUGCCGGAGGUGGUUACGGUCACAGUGAAGGGGGUAAUAACGAUGGUCCUGGAGAGGGAGGUGCAGGUGGUCCUGGAGAGUGAGGUUUUGCAGGAGAAGCUGGUUGAGAAGAAGAAUGAAGAGCUUAAAAAAUAGGUAGUGAUCCAAAGGCAAACAAAUCAAAAUUUUACCUAACUUAAUUGAGUUAUUGGCAAGCUGAAAUUUAACAUUUUCUCUCUGUGUUUAGAUUUUCUUCAUUUUCAACCAUUUUCAAAUUUUGUAGAUCAACUAGAGGAGGUUUCGAGUCAUUCUAUAGAACCAUCAGUCACAUUUUGAGAAUUCCAACUCAUCAAAAAAAUUCCCUGAAAAAGCUGCAAUUUGAACAUUUUAAUAAGUAGGUCUACUUCUUUUUCCAAAAGCUCAGUUGGCUGGUGGUAAUUUCCAGCAAUUCUGGAGCUUUGCAACAACAUUUUGAAAAUUCCAAUACAAAAAAAAUGCCAUAAAGUCGGUACAAAUGAAGGCUUGUUAGCUCAUUUAGGCACAACUUGUUUUGUUACACUUUGUUUCGAAUUAGAUUUUUCAAUAUUCCUCAAAGCAGUCAAAGUUCAAAAAUUGAAUUUCAGCACAUGAAAUUUUGGCUAAUUUUUCUACCAAAUGCACAAACAACGCCAUACCUCCUAUUUAAUUAUGAAAUAACCUACUUGUACUCGUACCUAAGUAUGUACAUAAUUAUAAUAUAAAUACAUAAUUAUUAUGGACUGAUACAUUUUUAAAAGAAGAAUCAGUGUGCUAUAUAAAAUAAUUUUAUGAUUUUGUCACUACCAAUAGUAAACAAUACA
This is a messenger RNA of Planococcus citri (citrus mealybug), 2716 nucleotides long. RefSeq lists its product as uncharacterized. The record is from RefSeq and is a predicted model, not a curated record. Lineage: Eukaryota; Metazoa; Arthropoda; Insecta; Hemiptera; Pseudococcidae. The transcript has 6 exons. Bases 467 to 1981 code for a protein of 504 amino acids.